Molecule: messenger RNA, 1110 nt
Organism: Drosophila arizonae
Lineage: Eukaryota; Metazoa; Arthropoda; Insecta; Diptera; Drosophilidae
Product: dynein regulatory complex protein 9
Biological process (GO): cilium organization
Cellular component (GO): cytoplasm; motile cilium
Molecular function (GO): protein binding
Source: RefSeq, a predicted model, not a curated record
AUGGAGGCCUUCGAUGAGGAGCAGCAGGCUGAGUGGAAGCGCUUGAUGCUGGCUGUCACCUAUAAGGAGACCAUUGAUAAGCUGGUGCUGCAGCAGCGCUCGCAGCGCCUGAAUAUGCAAAAGCCGCCGGCCCGGCUGCCCGCCUCCUUGCGCAGGCUGCGCAGCUCCUCCAUUGGCCAGCAGGCGUUGCCUCAGCGCCUGCUGCUCACGGGCAAGAAGCUGCCGCGGCUGGAGUCCUUGCUGGGCGACACAGAUCUGGAUGACGUCCAGGUGGAUGAGCGUGUGCUGGAUGCCCUCAAAUAUGAACGAGAUUUGGACGCACUGCGCGCUUUUGUUAUGGCCGCCAACGAGCAGCUGUUCAUGACCCAGGAGGAGCUGGAGAGCGAAAAGCCCAGUCGCCUAGAGCUGGCGAUUAGUGACCUGAGCGGCAACAACAGCGAAGAGUCCGUGGCAAUGAAGGAGCUGCAGCGCUCCAAGGACGAGCAAAUUCAGCUCAAGGCUGAACUGGAGCAGCUGGAAAUCGACGGGGCGGCCAAGCUGAAGGAGAUGGAGGAACGCAUCGCCGAUGCCAAGUACAAUCUGAAGUGCGUCUCGCGGGUCAACGACUUGGAGUUCAGCCUGGUCGAGCGCUGGGAGGCGGCGCGCGUGACUCAGGCCCAGAUCUGGGGCGAGAAUGCCGAGCGAGCCUACCUGCGAGACAUACUCGACUACAAGCAGCGUCUGGCACGCGAGGAGCGCGUCGGCCAGGAGCUGAACGCCUUCCGCGGUCGCGAGCUGGCCGACCUGAGGGAGCGCAUUGAGCAUUGGCAGCAGCGCUAUGCCACUGAGAUGCGACGCGUUGAGCGCGAGACGGAGGCCUGGCAGCUCCGCAUCCUCGAGCAGAACAAGUUGCUGGCGCAUCAUCGCGAGCUGAACGCCCAGCACAGACAGUUCGUUGCUGAGUAUACAGCCAGGAAGGAGGAGGAGCAGCGGCUGCACGAUCUGGAGGUGCAUCGCAUUGAGUGCGCUGUCAGGCUGCAGGCCUGGUGGCGUGGCACCAUGGUGCGACGCGGCCUGGGUCCCUUCAAGAAGAAGCCGAAGCGCGGCAAGCGAUCCAAGCCCAAGAAGUAG